Myotis lucifugus (little brown bat) is the source of this 2044-nucleotide messenger RNA. RefSeq names its product adaptor related protein complex 1 sigma 2 subunit (gene AP1S2). Gene Ontology annotation, biological process: intracellular protein transport; vesicle-mediated transport. Gene Ontology annotation, cellular component: membrane coat; AP-1 adaptor complex; intracellular membrane-bounded organelle. The coding region runs from base 103 to 585 and encodes 160 amino acids. The transcript has 6 exons. Lineage: Eukaryota; Metazoa; Chordata; Mammalia; Chiroptera; Vespertilionidae. The record is from RefSeq and is a predicted model, not a curated record. Gene Ontology annotation, molecular function: clathrin-cargo adaptor activity.
AAUAAAAUAUGUAAGCAUAAACUGAAGAAAGCAUUCUAAGUGAUAGCAGCCUGCCUACAAGUAAUUCAUCCUGGAACAAGAACAGCCUAAGGGUGAAAAAUAAUGCAGUUUAUGUUGCUUUUUAGUCGUCAGGGAAAGCUUCGGCUGCAGAAAUGGUAUGUCCCACUAUCAGACAAAGAGAAGAAAAAGAUCACAAGAGAACUUGUUCAAACCGUUUUAGCACGGAAGCCUAAAAUGUGCAGCUUUCUUGAGUGGCGAGAUCUGAAGAUUGUUUACAAGAGAUACGCUAGUCUGUAUUUUUGCUGUGCUAUUGAGGAUCAGGACAAUGAGCUAAUUACCCUGGAAAUAAUUCAUCGUUACGUGGAAUUACUUGACAAGUAUUUUGGCAGUGUGUGUGAGCUUGAUAUCAUCUUUAAUUUCGAGAAGGCUUAUUUUAUUUUGGAUGAGUUUCUUUUGGGAGGGGAAGUUCAGGAAACAUCUAAGAAAAAUGUCCUUAAGGCAAUCGAGCAGGCCGAUCUGCUGCAGGAGGAUGCAAAAGAAGCUGAAACCCCACGUAGUGUUCUUGAAGAGAUUGGACUGACAUAAUUCUCCUCCCUUGUUGAUGACUUCUUGUGGCAUUUCACACACUGUAGAUGGUCACUGCCUUCAUGUCCAUGUUAGCUAAUGGUGUAAGAUGUCUUGUCAGUAUUACUGUUUCACUAAGCUGCUUCAUUCAGGCCUACACAAUUUUUUUUAAAGGGAAUUUUGGUUAAUCAAUUGAUAACUUAAGGGACUUACAUGAAUUAGAAUGAUAGAGAAAAAGAAAGGUACCUGGGUAUUUUAAGGUUUAUACGUCUGUUUCUCUUAAUUGGAUAUCUUAAGAAAAUGACAAUCAGGUUAAAUACAUUUAUUAAUUACUGUCUUUGGCAAAGGAAACUUACGAAGCCCAAAGCCAGUGCACUCCCAGUAUAUAUGAGAAUAAAGGGAAUUGACAUACCACAUAUCAAAUGAAUGAAAACUAUGUUGAAACUUUAAAAUAAAAACAUCAAAUUUAUACCAAAGACCCUAUUUGGAAACUACAUACCUAAAAACAAAGGGAAUACACAUAGACUAAAUUGGAAUUAUACCGUUUUACACUGAAAAUUCUUUGGCAUUCCAAACCUGGGAUGAAGAAGAGAUUGAUUGUUUGAUAAUGGUGAGCAUAUUAUUUUUAAGGCCAACGAACAUUUGACUCCUGAGACAAAUUUUGUGGUCAUAAUCAUUAAGUCACUUAGUUGGAUUUGGAUGCCCCAAAAUAAAAUAGAAUGUUGACUUGCCAGGAAUUCUUCAUGACAGAUUCUUAUGGAAAAUGUUACUCUCUUCACAAAGUGUUGACUAUGUCAUUUAAAGCACUAAGGUUCCUUCUGGGGUGCUUGUUGCAGCCAAAUUUAUUUUGCCCUCCUUUAUUGCUUCCUGCUACUUAGAAGUGCUAUAAACUUUAGGGAGCUUCCUGCCCUUCAAUAGCAAUGAGAAAUAGUUAUGAGAAAUCUUAUAAAAAUAUAAGCAUACCAUCUUUCAUAUAAAAGUGAGAGCUGAAUGAGGUAAAAUGGCAUUAGUAGGCCCUAUAUUUUAAAGAGCUAUUUCAAUGUCACUUUUAUACAUACUCCAUAUGUAAACACAUCUUCACGGUUUACACUUUCAUUUGUAUUUGCUGGGCUGGAUUAAGCUUUCUUGUGAUUGUGACCAAUAUUCAGGCCAUGUGUGCAUUGUCUUCAUCACAUCGCCAAUUAGUUGUAAUAAAUGUUCAAUGUACACUAUUGUAGUGUGUUUUUAUCUAUCUCUUCCCAAAAGCUUGUCAAACUAUGGAGAGUUGCUGAAGGAAAAAUUCUAAGGUCUUUUUUCAGUAACGUUGAAAAUUCACCUCCAUUUGAAUGUGGUGAUUGUUAAAAGCACACACAAGAUAAAUGGAAGAUAUAAGGAGUCUUCAUAUACUUCAAGUUCAUUAAAAAAUAAUGUGGAUUCCAUGCUACAGAGAGCCUAUCUGCACAUUUAUUUUCAAUCAAUAAAUGCCGCUUUUAAAACCUGA